Messenger RNA from Lactuca virosa, 1170 nucleotides. The record is from the annotation of a GenBank genome assembly. Lineage: Eukaryota; Viridiplantae; Streptophyta; Magnoliopsida; Asterales; Asteraceae.
AUGGGAUCGCCUGUUGUAGUCUCCUUAAAUGCAAACCCUUGUCGUUUGUUUUCUCCUACAAUCAACAGAAUUUCGUUGAGACAUUUCAACAAACACUUGGUGGGUCGGUUAUCUACUACUGAUAACACCUUCAAAACGACUCUGCAAUGCCCACUGUUAACUGCUACGAAUAUUUACGCUUCAAGGAACAGAACCCAUUUCGUUCAACCAAUCAAGAGCUCAUAUUCAGACACCACCAGCUUUGGUAACUCCGCAAUGAGCAAUUUCGAAAAUUUCUCUCUCGACGGACUGAAAAAGGCCAUUUCCGAGUUAAACCCAAUUAGGGUCUGCAAAUGGGUGGUUCUAGGGUAUCUUGCAGUUGCGUCAGUAAAAUGGGGGGUUAGUACUUUACUUAGUCCUUUCUUCUGGAUGUAUUUUAGCUGGACUUGGUUGUUCUGGCCAUGGUACAUUGCAAUUGGUCUCGCUAUAUACGGUAUUUACAGUUUCAGCAAGCACCUAAAGGGCGAAUCUAGUGUCCUCGAGCAACUCGCUAUAGUAACUUCAUCUUUCACAUGGCUUACAUUAGUUCCACCUGGUUUCACAAAUGGUUUCCUAGAAGGUUGGCCUUUUGUCUUCUUUCUCGUGUACCAUUAUUUCUUCUUCCUCAACACCAGUAUCCGUAAACGCCUGUAUGGCGAUUUCUAUCCUCGGGAACACGAUCCUAAAUGGGACAUCCAGACUCCUGUUAAUCACCGUGUUCUAUUUUGUGUCGGAGUCAUGGUUGCGCACUGGUUUGCAGCAUUUGAAGCGCCACAACUUCACUUAAUUCCUGGAGGUUGGAGCAAUCUUGGGAUUUGGGGAUUGAUAAUGUUGACUGUGUUUUUACAGUAUGAUUCUUCACUGUAUCUUGCAAAGUAUUCAGAAAAAGUAGUGGUGCCUACUGCUGUUGUGCAGUUUGGACCUUACAGGUGGAUCAGACACCCGAUAUAUGCAUCUACUGGGCUUCUGUUUUUGAGUUACUUCAUUGCACUUCGUGCUCCAUUGAGCUCACUUUUUGUCGUUGCUGUUUGCUUGAUGUACUAUGAGCAGAAGGCGAAACUAGAAGAGGGUUUGAUGUUGGAGGCUUUUGGAGAUGAGUACACGGAAUACAUGAAUAAGGUUAGGUACAAGUUUAUCCCUUUUGUGUAUUAA